AUGUCUCUCUUCAAGACCAUUGCCGCUGUCUUUUUGACUGCGAGUUCAGUGUUAGCCGCCCCUCUUGAAUCUCGGGCUGAAGUAUCUUUCAAGCCUUCUGCUAUCUGGAGAUACAAUGUUGGCAAUGGCGCCAUUUCUGCCACAAACACUGGCGAUGUGGCGAAGGCUCCCACUAAUGGCGGCCAAGACACCACCGCUCUCCUGACGUUCACUUAUCCGUCUUACGUCUCUGGCCAGAAGUGCCAAUUUGCCUUCUCUUUGGAUUCCACCGCAACACUUGAGGGAAGUGCAAAACUCGAUUUGUUCUCUAGCCUCCAGCCGGCUCCAGGCCCAACUGCCGGAUGGGGACCCGGAAACCAGCGCAACAUCAACCUCGGCCGCCUCAACCUGGUCAAGCCUGGCGAGGCCACCUGGGAGGCUACUUACAGCUCCUAUCUCACCCAGAAGACAGACUGCAAAGCACCGGGCACAGUUGAGGCCUUUGAGCUCGUGGGUGUCUACGACAGAGAUCUUGUCUCUUGGAACCCUGCCUUGGCUGGACCUCGCAUCGUCGUCACCCCUUCCUAG
Molecule: messenger RNA, 567 nt
Organism: Clonostachys rhizophaga
Lineage: Eukaryota; Fungi; Ascomycota; Sordariomycetes; Hypocreales; Bionectriaceae
Source: the annotation of a GenBank genome assembly